AUGGCCGCCCCGGAGCCGGCGCGGGCUGCGCCGCCCCCACCCCCGCCCCCGCCGCCCCCUCCCGGGGCCGACCGCGUCGUCAAAGCUGUCCCUUUCCCUCCAACACAUCGUUUGACAUCUGAAGAAGUAUUUGAUGUGGACGGGAUACCCAGGGUUGAUGUUUUGAAGAACCACUUAGUAAAAGAAGGUCGAGUAGAUGAAGAAAUUGCGCUUAGAAUUAUCAAUGAGGGUGCUGCCAUCCUUCGGAGAGAGAAAACCAUGAUAGAAGUAGAAGCUCCAAUUACAGUGUGUGGUGAUAUCCAUGGCCAAUUUUUUGAUCUGAUGAAACUGUUUGAAGUAGGAGGAUCACCUGCUAAUACACGAUACCUUUUUCUUGGUGAUUAUGUGGACAGAGGUUACUUUAGUAUAGAGUGUGUCUUAUAUUUAUGGGUCUUGAAGAUUCUGUACCCAAGCACAUUAUUUCUUCUGAGAGGAAAUCAUGAAUGCAGACACCUUACUGAAUAUUUUACCUUUAAACAGGAAUGUAAAAUUAAAUAUUCAGAAAGAGUCUAUGAAGCUUGUAUGGAAGCUUUUGAUAGCCUGCCUCUUGCUGCACUUUUAAACCAACAGUUUCUUUGUGUUCAUGGUGGACUUUCACCUGAAAUACACACACUGGAUGAUAUUAGGAGAUUAGAUAGAUUCAAAGAGCCACCUGCAUUUGGACCAAUGUGUGACUUGCUAUGGUCCGAUCCUUCUGAAGAUUUUGGAAAUGAAAAAUCACAGGAACAUUUUAGUCACAAUACAGUUCGAGGAUGUUCUUAUUUUUAUAACUAUCCAGCAGUGUGUGAAUUUUUGCAAAACAAUAAUUUGUUAUCGAUUAUUAGAGCUCAUGAAGCUCAAGAUGCAGGCUAUAGAAUGUACAGAAAAAGUCAAACUACAGGGUUCCCUUCAUUAAUAACAAUUUUUUCGGCACCUAAUUACUUAGAUGUCUACAAUAAUAAAGCUGCUGUAUUAAAGUAUGAAAAUAAUGUGAUGAAUAUUCGACAGUUUAACUGUUCUCCACAUCCUUACUGGUUACCCAAUUUUAUGGAUGUCUUCACAUGGUCUUUACCAUUUGUUGGGGAAAAAGUGACCGAAAUGUUGGUAAAUGUCUUGAGUAUUUGCUCUGAUGAUGAACUAAUGACUGAAGGCGAAGACCAAUUUGAUGUAGGUUCAGCUGCAGCCCGGAAAGAAAUCAUAAGAAACAAAAUUCGAGCAAUUGGCAAGAUGGCAAGAGUCUUCUCUGUUCUCAGGGAGGAGAGUGAAAGUGUGCUGACACUCAAGGGCCUGACUCCCACAGGGAUGUUGCCUAGUGGAGUGUUGGCUGGAGGACGGCAGACCCUACAAAGUGCCACAGUUGAGGCUAUUGAGGCUGAAAAAGCAAUACGAGGAUUCUCUCCACCACAUAGAAUCUGCAGUUUUGAAGAGGCAAAGGGUUUGGAUAGGAUCAAUGAGAGAAUGCCACCCCGGAAAGAUGCUGUACAGCAAGAUGGUUUCAAUUCUCUGAACACCGCACAUGCCACUGAGAACCACGGGACUGGCAACCAUAAUGCCCAGUGACCAACGGCUUCCCAGGGACUCUCACAUCUCGGGCCCCAAAUGGACAGAUCACCCGAGGAGCUGGAGGGGUCGGCCAAGCUGACUGUAAAUGUCACAGUCCCUCUGAAAAAACCAUUGUGCUUUUGAGACCCAAGCCCCCUUCCUGGAUGGAGGCUUUGAGGGCCCUGGGACAUGUUGUGCUAUCUGAUAAGAUUGGGUCAUCGCUGCCAAGGUGGAGAGCAGUGAGCAAGGGGCUUGGGGCAAUUUCCAGUGGAGGGCAUCUACUCCUCCAUUUACGCUUGUGGUUCACACAUUUAAGUUUACAAAUGAGAUUUCUUUUUCCCCCUCUGAGUAGAAUUAGAUUUUCUUUUUCAACCAUAAUUCAAAUGCAAUCUUAAGAGCUAAUGUGGACUUUUUUUGUUCCAUGAAAUGUCUUUAAAGGAUGAAUUAGCAUGGUCUUAAAAUACAUUUCUGAGAUUACUAGCUGUAUUUUGAAUUGUAGGCAAAAUGGUGAGAAACCCAGUUGGCGUUUAUACAAAUGCUGACCUCAGGUCUAUUGUUCUUAAAUGUGGCUAAUUCUGUAACAUAGUCUUGGUAUUUUUCAAUUAUGAAUGCAUAACCAAUUUCUAGGCAGAUGCCUUACUUGAACACAAAUCCAAAAGCUAAUUUAGAAUCUUCUUUGCCCAGAUCUUUUGAGAUUUACACCCCAGAGAUUUAAGAAGAAAACCUCUAAAUUUCAAAAUUAUGAAGAAUUACAGAAUUACUCAUUUAAGGUACUUUAAAAGAAGUUUGUACAUUGUCAAAGUAAAUUUUAAUUCAAAUCAUGUCUGUAAAACUUGACGUAUUUUGUGUAUGCAUGUUUUCAUUUUACAAAUAUUUAAUAUAUAGACCUAUGAUGUACAGGUACGACAUGUAUAGGUUACCUAGAUGUUAUGAGAAAUUUUAGUUUAUUGUGAGUACUCAAGUUGCUUAAAUAGCCACCAGGGUGAUUUACUGCUGGCUUUCUAUCAUUUUUAUGUUUUAAUGCAAAGGAAAUUUUUAAAUGUUCCAGAAGUGUUUUUGAUUAAGCAGUGCAGCCUAGAAGCAAUGGUUCUUUUCAAUCAUUCAGAUGUUAGUGGAAGCCUAAAAGUCAAGACUGCAUGUUGAAAUUUUAGUUUUGAUAGUUACAGAACUGCUUGGUUAAACUAAAUGGAACCAUGUGCUCAUUUUUCACAAUUAUUGACCUGUAUUGAUUGCCACUGUAAUUUGAUAUUUUCCUUUACUUUGGUGGCCUGCUUCCCUCAUGCCCUGGAAUACAACUCAGAGCUCCAGGCAGCGGAACCAUCUAUUGUUUUGUUUGCCAGAAAGUGCACCCUGUAUGGUCUCCUGUCUAAGUUGGAAAUAUUAUGCAUGUGCAGGACUAUUUGAAUAUUUUAUAAACAGUAGCACACAAUAAAUUCCAUGCAUGGGCCGCUGCUCCUAUCUCUGUCUUGGGUUUUAUUUGGGAGAUGAAGUAUGAUUGGACCUUUUAAUGCAAAUCAAAAAAUCUUGUUAAUAGAGCUGGAAUAUCCCUCAGAGAAGAUUAUCUUGUGGAUAGUGCAUGGUGAUUUGAUGAAUUAAAUUCUUGUCUUCAUAAAUUUUGCUUUUUUUAAAAAAAAAAACUCUUUGUUACAUUUGUUUUAUGUGAGCAUUAAUAGCUGAGCACUCGAGGAACUUUGGGUACCUACUAUAGGUCCCCUACACCUAAUAUUUAAAAAAUUCACUAUUUUCUUUAACUUUCAUUUUAAAAAAUAUAUUAUUGUGUAGAGUUUCAUUACAGUGGUGUUGGGAAAUUAUUGGGUGUUUUUUUAACAAUAAGAAGAAAAAAUAUUAAGGAGACUGUAUUUUUCUCCCAUCCUGUUCUUUAUUCUUUGCCAUAAUAAAAAUAAAUAUAGGAUUUGGCAAAUUGAGGGAAAUUAGGAUGAGUUUCUCAACAUUUUGUAACUAGUUUUAUAAUAAUGUAAUUAUGUAAUAAUUUUAAUUCUCAACAAUAAUUAUAGUGGCACACAUUAUAAAGCAUUAAUUUAAAUCAAAUUACACUUACCUCAUUCCAGAUAACAAACAGAACUUCUCAAAUUGUUGAUUAUUACAGCUUCUACUACUAUCACAUUAACUUGCAAACUAGUUCAUGAACUACCUCUAAAGUUAUGCACUUCAUACCUUAGAGAUUCUUCUUGAUGUUACUGCUUAUGAAAGUUAUGUAUAUUUAAGAGCAUUAUUAGGUGUCAGAAACUUCCUUAGUGCUAGGUUCAUCAUAAAGUUCUAUGAGGGGUCCUCAAAAGUUCAUGGAAAAUGCAUAUUGUGAAAAAAACUAUGCAUAACUUAAAUUUUUUACCAUAAUAAACUUACCUUUUAAAUAUUAUUUGGGAGGCAGAGAGAGAGAGUAUGCACAAGCAUGCUCUCCCAUCUGCCUGUGCACUCACCAAAUGCUUGGGGGACAGAAGUCAAAGCUAGGAGCCAUGAACACAAUCCAGGUCUCGACAUGGAUGUCAGGAACCCAGCUACUGAGUCAUUAUUAGCAGGAAGUUGGCUGGAAUCGGGAUCUGGCCAGCAAGUCAAGUGCAGGCACUAAUGUGGAGCCUGGGUGUCCUACCAAGCAUCUUAACUGCUAAGCCAGACACCUGCCCCUACACUUCUCUUUUAAUUCCGUGAAGCUUUUGAAGUACCCUCAUACAGUGUUUGUAGGAAUCAUGGAUAAACCUUAGCAAACUAGAGGAAUUAAGGUUUAAUAGUAAAAAUGGAGAGUAAGAGAAAGGAGUAGAACUCCGAGAAAGUGGUGGACUUAAAGAAUCGUAGAAUAUCACCUGUCGUUACAAAGAACAUUUCCUAACUUGUUGAAUGGGAACCUAUUCCUAGUCUUUCUUCAAAUUAGUUCCACAGCAAACCAUUUGUUAAAUUCUUUUUAAUGCAACUCAUGAUGAGUACAAAUUGUUAAAAGAUCAGAUCUUUCCAGGUUGUCAUUUUAAAUGCCUAUCAUGUUAGUGACGGUGAAAUGUAAAUUAAUAUUCAACAUGAAAUUUUUUCUAUGUAUCAUUUCCUUUUGUAUUGAAAGAUGACUUUUCUGAAUUAGAAAAGUCACUCUCUGACUUUCUAUACUUCAGUUAAAUCAUUGUUAACAGAACUCAUAAACAUCAUAGUUCAUAAUUCAUACGUUCAUGUUUAAAUUUUGAAGCCAGUUAAAUUUAUGCUGAUCUGAAAUCUUUGCUCAGAAUCAAUUACUCUUAUUUUAUUCAGGGUUUUUGCCAUUGCAGCUGAUUUUCCUUUUUCCACAGCUACUCUACAUAAUAUUGUAUAAUAUUUCACUGAAUCCUUAACACUUUUCUUCCACCUUCCCUGCUUAUAGUUUAUGCUUUCUACAGUUUGGGGGUUCCUUUGAAAUCCAUUCUCUGCAUCUGUUCCUUACGGGGAUUUGAUUUGCCACAUUCCAGGACCUCAGUGCAAGUGGUUCUUCCUGGUUGUAUGAUGCUCAUCGAGGCAGGUAAGUUGACAGCUAGGGCCAGAUGUAAGGAGAAAAUCAGGUCUUAGAUUCGUGUAAGACCACUGCCCUGACAACUUCUGAUAGGUCCUUGAGCUCGUGGAAAGAAGCUAAGGAAUGUGGAAUUGAAUUUCCAAGGUCAGCAUCUAUUAUAAGAAGGAAUAAGAGGGUGCACUGAGUUGAUUGUUUUCUAUUUUUUGUACUUGAAAGUAGUAUGCAUGUUUAGUCAUUAACAAAAAUGUUAGUCUUGCUUACUUUAAUGUUCCAGAAACAUUUAUUCUUCUUUUGAAAUAAGCAAACAGGUGGAAUCUGAGGAUGCUUGAGAGAAUACCUUGUUUUCUUUUCAGGAAAGUGAAUUUUACAAAUUAAUUCUGUAUGUUCUCCCUAGAGUUUGAUUGUAUUCUGUACUAAUAAAUUACUAUUUCUCCUGUCCUUUGUUGGGUUAUUAUAAUUGUACAAUAGCCUAGGUUGGGCAAUGUUGAGUUCUGUUUGUGCAGUGUUUGAUAUGUUUAAAAAGGACAUUGGGCUUGGGGGAACUCUUCUUGAGUCUAGAUUCUAUACAGGGACUUCAGGGGCUCCUGUACCUCUGGGCUAAGUGCAUAUCCUUUCUAACCAAAUAUUGACUUCUGGACUAAUCCCAAGGCUUUUUGUCUGAAGCUGUAAAGUGAGAGCAGAAAUGCUGCCUUGAGUGAGAGAAGUCCAGAAAGCAGUAGGUUUCGUCUUUCUCUGAGCCUGCCCUGGCCUUGGUGAGUUUGAAAGUGUUGACAGUCUUUAGCCCUUUUGGCAGAGAAUGAGGAUCAGAAAGAGAGAAGUCCUCAGGCAGGGGGCCAGGUCCUUACUUGCCUCGUUAGGGAGACUUCAGCCUUGACUGUCUGGUUGGCAGGGCACACUUAAUCACUGAGACCCAGCAUUUCAGCAGUUUGCAGAGGAAACUGAUAUGAAGGGACAGCUGCAAGUGAGCCACAACCUAGAUUUGAGGAGAUAAAGCACUCACUUCACUUGGAGGAAAGAGAAGGAAGGAAGCCGAGAGCUUAGCAGGGUAAGUUACUUUCCCAUCAACCUGCUUGCUUGCUUUAUAAUUGAGUAAAGUAUUUAGCACCCUGGGAAAGUGUUAAUCACUGAUUAAGCAGAUGAAUGUGGUCAUAAUAGCAAUGUCCUUAAUGUAGUUUUUCUUUUUCUUUGCCCUUUUUGAAGAUUCCCAGUGACCAUCUUUACUCUCCCUUCUCUUUUCCCAGAGAUGUUUCCAGUUUGCUCAUGAAUUAGAGAAAAUUAGGUGGGUCCUCUUGGUCUAAAAAUAGUGAGAAAAUUACUGUAUUAGGUGAAACUUUGGGCUUCGGGUGGCAAGGAUGGAGAAAAAGGGGAUAUCUGGGUCUGGGAAUUGGUUAGUAUUGUGGUUUGUAAUUUGGAGAUGCAGUUUUCCUAGGCCAUGAAAUGUAUGGCUCCUCUCCUCUAGUCUGUGGUGUUAGUGUUUCCUUUCUCAUAUAUUGGGAGUGACUAGAAAAAAUUUUUACAGUGAUUCCUUUUCUAGGUAGAGUGGAUUGAACUCUGGAAAGUUCUGAAAGCUUACUGCAGUUCAGCAUCUCCCUUUUAUCUCUCUCCUGUCCUCUCCCUAACCACCCCCCACUUUUUGUUUCUACAUCUACACCCUGUGAACUUGGAGAAGGCUGGUGAUUUUUGCAGGAAAAUUGGAGCCAAGGAAGCUGUGUCUGGUUCUAGGGUACACAAACUCAGACAUGAACUUGAUGAUGAUGUAUGUGUGUGCAGACCCAAAUGCCAAAACUUGACUUCUUCCCACCUUCUUGUCUUCCUGCCAGGAAGCAAGCUUAUUUGUACCAUGGAUCACGAAUGUGCUCUAGACACAGAUGAGACUAUGACAUUAGCGAUUUCACCACCAUUCUUUUUCAUUUCCAGAAUUCUUUUCAUCUCCAGACAUUUCAGCCAAUGCCCAUAUCCAAGAAUUAAUUUUGCAUUAGAGACUUCUCUUUGAAAAUGCAGCUAAGUGAAGCAGACCUCUUUUAAUCUUAACUGGCUCCCACUGUAGCAAAAAGGCUAUCGUUUAACAUACAGAAGAUAUUUAUUGAGAUUUAUUUAUUUAUGAGAUUUAAGACCCUAAAGUUGUCUCAAAGAUACUUGCUUCCAUAACCGUGAAAAAAAUAUUCAUUCAGGGCCGGCGUUGUGGCGCAGUGGGUUAAAGCCCUGGCCUGAAGCACUGGCAUCCCAUAUGGGCACCGGUUCUAGUCCUGGCUGCUCCUCUUCCAAUCCAGCUCUCUGCUGUAGCCUGGGAAAGCAGUAGAAGAUGGCCCAAGUCCUUGGGCCCCUGCACCCACGUGGGAGACCCGGAAGAAGCUCCUGGCUCUCUCUCUCUGUCUCUACCUCUCUCUGUAACUCUGUCUUUCAAAUAAAUAAAUCUUAAAAAAAAAAAAAAAAAAAAAAAAA
Molecule: messenger RNA, 7486 nt
Organism: Lepus europaeus (European hare)
Lineage: Eukaryota; Metazoa; Chordata; Mammalia; Lagomorpha; Leporidae
Gene: PPP3CB
Product: protein phosphatase 3 catalytic subunit beta
Exons: 14
Coding region: 1-1578 (525 amino acids)
Biological process (GO): calcineurin-mediated signaling
Cellular component (GO): cytoplasm; calcineurin complex
Molecular function (GO): calmodulin-dependent protein phosphatase activity; calmodulin binding
Source: RefSeq, a predicted model, not a curated record